AUGAGUGCUACCGAGUCGAAGCCGCUGUCCACCGCCGCCGACGACGAAAAGAUCGUCCAACCGCCCACGAGACUCGAGAAAACCGCCGGGUCGGAGGGGAAGGCCGAGCAGAAGGAGGCCGCGCCGCCCACGGCCGCCGACGAGCCCGCCGACGAGCCCGCCCCGACCGCGGGCGAGGAGAAGGCCGACGCGACGAAGGGCGCGUCGCCGGCUUCCGAGGCCGGCGGCAAGGUCGAGGCCGCGGCGGAGCCUGACGCCGGCAAUCCGGCCGCCGAGACGAACAAGACGGCGGCGUCUGCCGCACCAGAGGACGAAGCGUGGAACGCCGAGGGCGAGCUCAACGGCUACGAUGGCUCGCCGCGCAAGGUGGGCGUGCAGUCGGACUUCGACGUCACCUUCGUUGCCCCGGACAGCAAGGAGCUAGUCUUCCGGGUGGACCGGCAGAAUUCUCUGGCCGUUGGACGUGACCCGAGGAUGACCCUGGUGCUUCCACAGCCGGUGAUAUCGGCAUCCCACUGCCGACUCUUCUGCGCAGAAACUGGCGAGCUGUGUAUCGUCGACACGUCGUCCAACGGCACCUUCGUCAACGGGACGCGUCUUUCGAAGGGCGAGGUGCAAGUCCUGCAGUCGGGAGCUUUCAUCUGCCUCGUCCUCGCUACUCUGCGUGGCGCACCCCUCCGUAAAGCCGUAGCGCACCCCUCCGGUCCGAGGCGCGAGGCGGCCGCGAGCAACGCAAACGGCACCACCGUCGUCGGCGAUGGCGCCCCCGCGUGCAGCCACGGCACACGCCAUGCCGCCGCACCGCCGCCCGCGGGGACGGUGUGUGCCAGCCACUGCUGCAGCAAAGGCAACCUCGGCGAACGCGGCGCCAAAACCGCCAAACGGCACCUCCGGCUCGGCCUCACGGCGCCAGCCGCGCCGCUUCCCGCGAGGAGCGCCGCCAGCACCGCACCGGCCCUCUCCCCCGCCUAUCUCGACGGCGGCGACGGGGUCAAGAACGCUAGCGGCCUGCGGCAGUCGCUCCUGGCGCAGGCGUCGAGCUCGCCUGAGCAGCAUCAGCGGCGUGAGCGCAGCCCUGCCGCUGACAGCGACGAGGGAGGCGCCCCCGACGCGUGCGGAGCGGGCCACGUGACGUCAUAUUGCGGGGAGCACUUCCGCGUGCGCUGGCGCACCGCUGCGAACGAGAAGCUCGACGAGGAACAUGAUCCUGAGAGCACGAGAGCGACGGCUCAGAUUGAGAACGCUCCCGGGAAGACGUCCGGCAAACGGAAAACAAAAGCUGCACGGAAGGCGACACCUGCACCCGCCGCGAAGCGUGGGCGGUGGGCCCCCAACACGGACGAUCUCGAUCUGCUGCAAGCGACCUACGAGGCAAGGACGCACGGCAAGGGGACCCACCCGGAUCUCGAGGAGCGCAACCGGCUCGCGAAUGCGCUUGGUGACUGGUUCCGAAACAAAAGGAAGCGCGACCCGCAGGGCGCAGAUAAGAUGGCUGCGAUCGAGCGUAGCGAGACUGCCUGCAAACGCACCACCGGAUGCGUCAAACCCGACGGCCACGCUGGGGUGUGCACGUGGGCAGCGCUGGGCAGCGGCCUCUGCAAAGACAGCAAAAUGCCGCGGUGGCAAUGCCUCUGCGACCACUCAGAUUGCGGCGGCGGGGUGUGCAACACGUCGAAGCGGCAGCGCAGCCAGUGUGUGCUCGGCUGCGACGGCUGCGGCGGCGGGGUGUGCGACACGUCGAAGCGGCAGCGCAGCCGCUGUGUGCUUGGCUGCGACGGCUGCGGCGUCGGGCUGUGCGACGAGUCGAAGCGGCAGCGCAACCAGUGUGUGCUCGGCUGCGACGGCUGCGGCGGCGGGGUGUGCCCACUCUCGCACACCGCCUACUGGUUCUGCAAGGGCGGCGCGGGGCACAGCGAGCGGUGCGGCGCGGGCAUGUUCGUGCGCUCGAUCGCCAAGCGGGCGAUCGGUGGCGGCGACCCUACGAGGAUGAGGGACACGGAGCUCGAGAGGCUGCUCGGCUGCACGCCGCAGGAGAUGAUGUGGUGGGCGGAGGAGAACUACAAGGGCGGGCCUGAGCAAUGCGCGAGUGACCGCGCAAAGGGGCUCGCGCAGCUCGACCACCAGAAGCCGGUGCAUGAGGGCGUGCUCAAGGCGCAGAAGGCGAACGUCAAGCUCGGCGACAAGAACGAGAAGGCGGAGGCCAUCUCGCUCGACAUCGCGCACUGGUCUAACAUGGCCUACCUGAGCACGCGGCUGAACCAGCUCAAGUCCGCGAAGUACCCGGCCGAGUUCGCGGCGCGGCUCGAGGAGAAGCGGCGCAUCUGCAGGGAGGCCUUCGCCGAGGGCGGCAUGACGGCCGCGAUCAAGCGGUUGCGCGCGUGGCAGGCUGCCGGGGACGAGAAGGGCUUCGCCCUCCUCCCCGAGGGGCUCGUGUGA
This is a messenger RNA of Emiliania huxleyi CCMP1516, 2436 nucleotides long. RefSeq lists its product as hypothetical. Bases 1 to 2436 code for a protein of 811 amino acids. Gene Ontology annotation, molecular function: DNA binding; protein binding. The record is from RefSeq and is a predicted model, not a curated record. The transcript has 8 exons. NCBI's taxonomy places the organism in Eukaryota, Haptophyta, Isochrysidales, Noelaerhabdaceae.